AUGGCGACCCUAUCCAUUCCCAAAAUUUUCUCUCUCUUCACCCCCUCGAAACCCACGCCGCCUCGGUCGCAAAUUCCUCGGCGACCCCUCGUGUCCGCCGCCGCGACCGACCAACCCAGGUGGUCUCCCCUCGUCCUGUCCGAUGAAUACCAGUCGUCGGUUUCCAGUUCGUCCGACGUCAUGCGCGUGGUGUGCCCCUCGCUCGCCAACGCGAACAUAUACUUCAGGUCACGACCAGUCAAUGUCGAGGUGAUCGUUGGCGAUGACGAGAACGACGACUGGGUCGAACGGUUCAUGAGGGAAGUCGCGCGCUCUGGCAUCCUCCAGGAGGUGAGGCGCCGCAGGUAUUUCGAGUCUAACCAGGAGAAGAAGAAGCGCAAGUCUCGCGAGGCCGCCAAGCGCAACAGCCGCAGGUUCGUUAACUCGAUUCCUUUUCGCCUCGUUUUACUUGGUUCUCAUCCAGUUACUAUCUCUUGGCAUUUGUUCUUUUGA
Messenger RNA from Striga hermonthica, 492 nucleotides. NCBI's taxonomy places the organism in Eukaryota, Viridiplantae, Streptophyta, Magnoliopsida, Lamiales, Orobanchaceae. The record is from the annotation of a GenBank genome assembly.